AUGGAGUGUAUUGGCUCACGCGUGCCCUAUACGCAAUGGCGCCUCCAUGCGUUCCGACAUUUGCUGGCUACUUCCCAACCCUUGAGCGCCCGUACCGUCAAGCGAAACAGCUCGACUUUGCGACAUGAUCAACCCAAUAAGGCUUCGUCAGACGAAACGUCGACUGCCCCGUCUCAGCGGCUCCCUCAAUCCCCAUUGAUUGCAGAAUCGCGCCGUGCGCGUGAAAAAAAUCGCAAAAGACGCGCGACAUUCGAGGACACAGCAUUGUUGAACAAGAACCCAUGGGCGGUUGCUUUGGCAUCCCCCAUACGUCUGUGUGCAGUCACUGGGGCAAGACUUCCAUUGGACAUUCUAGGUACUUGGGGCCUUGUAAAACAGGCCGACACCCGUUUGCAGUACAUGUUACCCAUUGGCUUGAUGCAGGACACCUUGACGAAAAGCAAAACACCAACUACCAACGCGCCAAAUCUGAGCGCACGGGACCAAGAGCAGAGUCAAGAUGGAACAGAGGAAGAGAAAGCUGAAGGCAGCGAUGAGGCGUCCGUUGAUGCAUUCAUACCGCCGGCUAUUCGAAGCAAACAGCCUACACGCCAGCUCGUCCUCCGCAUGACCGAGUUGCUUCCACUGAUCGAAGCCAUAACAUCUCCGUUGUCAAAAUCAAGGUCAUCGAGGUCACCGAUCCUGCGAUUGCUACCAUUCCGAUGGAGGCAUCCCCAGGGACCCCUGAAGCGAGGCGAUGAGCCUAACCUCCUUUGGCCCAAGAACAUGCCGGAUAUCUUAACACGCAGCAUGCGAAAUGACGUUUACAAAAAGUUGGAUGCAGUGCUCGGGAAAUACAAACGCGUUGGUACCCCGAACGGAGUCUGGAAGCCUCUUGACAUGCCAGAGUACUCGGAUGCUGCGCUCGAGGAAGCUGUAGGUAAACUGGAACCCUUUGAGCGCAUGGCAUGGGGUGGAAUCGUAUUACUUGGCCCGAACAGCCCCACAAGUAUCGCAGGCGAUGCUCAGGCAGAGAGUGAUUUGGAUACAGUCGCUCUCCCACAGACCGGCUCCAAUGUUCCGGUGUUCAACCUGCCCAAACUUCUUUCGGAGUCUGAUCUUCAAAUGCUCUGUGGAUCGCAUGCCCAGUUUCAACAUAAAGCUCUAUUCUUCCGACCCGAAGAGAAGAUGGGAGUCACUGCGCUUUUCUCUCUCUGGAAGAUCAAACGUCUUCUUAGUAAGAUUGACCUUAAAGGGAAGGAAUGA
Molecule: messenger RNA, 1245 nt
Organism: Penicillium brevicompactum
Lineage: Eukaryota; Fungi; Ascomycota; Eurotiomycetes; Eurotiales; Aspergillaceae
Exons: 1
Coding region: 1-1245 (414 amino acids)
Source: RefSeq, a predicted model, not a curated record